ACAGCUCCUGUUCCGGUAGGCUUUGCAAUAAUGAAGAAAAUGGCAGUUUGAGACAUAGGAAGACAGAGGUGAAUCCGAGAUAGAGAAGAGAGGAAAAUACGCGAAUUAAUUGAAGUAAAAGCAACGGAUUAUAACAGUCUGAAGUAGGACCUCACCUUUGCCCUGGCUGCAAUGGAGAACUCGGACAGUGCGGAACAAGGAGGAAGCGAGCAGUCGGAAGCUCAACGUCAGCGGCAGAGAGACCGGCUCAACAGGGAAGAGGCUUUCUACCAGUUUGUGAACAACCUGAGUGAGGAGGACUACCGGCUGAUGAGAGACAAUAACCUGUUGGGAACCCCUGGUGAGAUUACAGAAGAGGAGUUGCUGAGUCGCCUUCAGCAGAUCAAAGAUGGGCCAGAGCAGCAGAAUGCUAAUGAACGAAGUGAAGAGAGUGCUGGAGCAGAGGGGUCAGAGGAGGGUUCCAAUGGAGAUACUAUUCUGGACUGGUUGAACUCGGUAAGACGGACAGGAAACACAACCCGGAGUGGCCACAGGGGUAAUCAGUCAUGGAGAGCAGUGAGCCGAACCAACCCAAAUAGUGGUGACUUCCGUUUCAGCUUGGAAAUCAAUGUGAACCGCAACAUUACAGAGCAGCAGGCCAGGGCAGAGGGGGAGCCGCUUGAGGGGGAAACGGAGCCAGUACCUGGGACUGCUGUAGUGGAACAGCCAAUGGAAACGGUCGCAGCAGAAGUGGAGGAGCCUGCCAUCAUUGUCCAUCCUGAAGCAGAACCUCCUGAGUCUCCUCUGCUGAUCAGGCCACCCAUUGAGCAGCUUGAUUUGCCAGAUCCACAGAGCCCCCCUGUUGAGGAGGCAGUCCGGAGAGGUCAGCGAAGGGCCAGAAGCCGCAGUCCAGAGCAGCGGAGGACCAGAGCCCGGAACGAGAGGAGCCGCUCACCGUUGAACCACGACGGCGUGGAGGGCCCGCGGCGAGCCCGACGCAGCACAUCCUCUCAGAGUCCCCAUCACAUUUCAGAACCUCAAAUGGAAGGAAGCUCCAGAACUAGGCAGCACAUUCUUUCGAGACAGAGCACUGUGGAGUAUGAUGCCCAGCUGGACAGUGCUUCAGCAGAGCCCGUUAAUGCCCCCCAGGAAGUGGAGAACCCCUCGGAUGGGGGGGCUGGUGUUGAAACAAACUCCUCCAGCAGAAGACCCCCGACCAUCAUGCUGGACCUUCAGGUGCGGAGGGUGCGGCCAGGGGAGUACCGCCAGAGAGACAGCAUUGCAAGCCGGACCAGGUCUCGCUCCCAGACCUCUAACAACACUUUCUUAUAUGAGAGUGAACGAGGCGGGUUCCGUCGUACCUUCUCGAGAUCGGAAAGAGCAGGGGUGCGGACGUAUGUCAGCACAAUCCGCAUUCCCAUCCGGCGGAUAUCUGAUGCUGGACUUAGUGAGGCCACAUCCAUGGCCCUACAGACCAUGAUUCGGCAGAUAAUGACAGGGUUUGGCGAACUGAGUUAUUUUAUGGACAGUGACAGUGACUCGGACUCUAACCGGGGACCCAGCCAGUCCACGGAGCCCACAGAGCUACACAACACCACCAACUCUACCAACACCGUCAACUCCAGCCAGGAGAGCACGGAGCCACGGACCGCAGAGGAGCGUCAGGACGUUGCCAGCGAGAGUGCUUCAGUGCCGACAGUUGGUAGAGAAGGUCGUGCUGGCCGUAGCCCUAUCAGCCUCGAGGAGCCCGGAUCCCUGCCUUUUCUCCGACUGGCACACUUCUUCCUCCUCAAUGACGAUGAUGAUGAUCAGCCAAGGGGACUCACCAAAGAACAAAUUGACAACCUGUCGACCCGGAAUUUUGGGGAGAAUGACGCUCUGAAGACUUGCAGUGUUUGUAUCACGGAGUACGCGGAAGGGAACAAGCUGCGCAAGCUCCCCUGCUCUCAUGAAUAUCAUGUCCACUGCAUUGACCGUUGGCUUUCAGAAAACUCCACUUGUCCCAUCUGCCGGAGGGCAGUCCUUGUUUCCACUCGCGAGAGUGUGGUCUAACAGGGACAGGAGCUAAAGAAAUAAUGUAUGCCACCUUCAUUCCCAUGGCAUUUAAUACUAAAAUAAUACUAAAUAUUUCUCAUUCAGUACCUGGCCAUAUGAGGUUUUAGUUGUUUGACAUUGUUUCUACUUAAAAGGCAUUUGGCAUGUGUUAAAGUCACCAGUAUGGUUUUCUUUUUUAUUCUGGUAUUGAUAUCAGAUAUUGAUAAAGUACAUAUAUCAAUUUGGUAAACCUAAAAGGGACCAGCCUCAAACAGUCGUAGGAAAUGGCUUCUGUACAUGAAAAAUUAUAGAGGAAAUGUUUGCACCAAAUUUGGCCUCUGCCUAAAGAGACAAGAAGGUGAAGUAUAUUGGUGACUUUAUUUUUAACAUGCUUGCUUUCUGUAAUGAUUAUUGACCUUGUACAAGGGUAAGAAGGGUCUAUGGUAUCCAUUUAAAGGUUAAAUGCAUGGAUGCGCAUUUUGGAGAGAUCUGAAUAUUAAGGAUUCUGUCUGAUUUUUGUUUGAUGUUUUUAGAAGUUAAGCAAGUGUACCAGGUCCCUGGGAGGUCUUUUCAGUUUAAUGGACAGCCACAUACAGCAGCAUGUUUCAUUGACUGAAUUUAACUGACUGAGGAUAAGACUUGGAAGCACUUGUUCCAGGUUUGUGUGUGUUGAUGGGGGUGGGCUGGGGUCUGAUGUCAUGUCACUCUCUAGUAAUGCGGUGAUUAUUUGACAUCAGACUUCUCAGUGGCACUGUAUGAGCUUGUAUUAUUACAGUGGAGGGAAGUCACAGAAUAAAAGAUUCCUCUAAUGUGCAUCUGUACAUCUGACCAGUUAUGAGUGGUGUUUUUUAUCUUUCUUGGAAUGUCAGUGCAAUAGUUAGCUGUAGGGGAAAAAGUUAAAAGCAAAACGUAUAAACUUGUAUAUUUGUUCUUAAAAUAUAGUAGGGACCGCGAGUCUGCAUAAAUGAAGUUAUUCCCUUUCAAACUUGUAAAACUUUUCUAGAAGUUCUGUAUUUUUUCUUAAAGCACUGUUGUAGUAUUUCCAUUUGAACAUUUCCAUGGUUAGAAGAUGACAAUUUAAACUGUCCCUUUCAAGCUCACCUUUCAUGAUUUUUUUGCAAAUGGUCAUUCAGUAAAAAUUAAUUUAAUAUUACCAUUCCAAAAUAAUUAGCCUCAUUUGUUUAGAAAUAAGGCAGUUUCUAAAAUAGAAAUGCUUUUGUAAAUCUGUAUACUUGUUUAUCCGUGUAGGGUGGCUCAAUGGCCUUGUAAUAAGCAUCACAUCCGUCAAAACCAAAGGUCCACAUAUGUGACAGUUGCAUGAAGGAAAACUGGACACUGAACAAAUCUUUUUUAAAAAAUUCAGAAUACAAUAUUCAGGCAUUAGACUUCUAUGAGCAUAUAUUUCAAUCUAGAGCUUAUCCAAUCUAGAUGUGUUUCUUGUAUUAUUUAAGAAAUGGCUAGUAAACAUUGCACUUGAAUCCAUUUGAAUCAUAAUGAAAUGCAAGUAUAAUUGACAUGAAAUGUUUCAGAAUAACUUUGAACUAACACAUUUUUCAUAUAACGUGCACCCAGUAUGUGACCAACUUAAGUCUUGGAACCCAAGUUAGUGACUUACCAUCAAAACAUACUACUUCUAGUACAUCUAGUACUUACAAACUAGUGUUGUAUGUGGUUAUAACAUAUAACCAAACCAUGUUUAAUUAGAUACAUUUCCAUAAAUAUCUUUGUUCAGUAAUUGUAUAAAGAAUGGAAUUACAAAGAGGCUAGAAACAGUGCUGGUUGUAGAAAUCCAACUCAGUAGCCUUCCAGUCCUGCACUAGAUCAUUUUAAGACACCACUGGGGGUGGAUUAGUUAAUGGCAAAACAACUAUUUUUAGUAAAGUUCUUGCCGCUGAGUACUUUCUUCAGAAUUGUUUGACAUUUGACAUGAAGAAUUGAUGGUACAGUAAAAAGUCAUUUUGUACAAGCUGCAUAGCAAGAUCCAGUAUGCCUUGUGUGAAGACCUCUUGAUUCACUCAAACCACAAUUAAAAAAAACGUCUCAGACAGUCCACAAGGAGGAAAUCAUCAGGUUUGUGUGCCAAAACAAGACUGCAAUCAACAUGAUUUGGGGAAAAAUCACUGUCAGGUAUCCCUUUUGCUAAUGCAUCCACAUCCUGUUUAUCUUUUUUUCUCCUACAGCAGAUACACAUCCUGAACCUGUAUUGUAAUUUAGACUAUAGAUUUGUCUGUCUAUAGACCACAUUUGCUCAUAAAUAUUGGUGUAUAAUAAUG
Lepisosteus oculatus (spotted gar) is the source of this 4286-nucleotide messenger RNA. RefSeq names its product ring finger protein, LIM domain interacting (gene rlim). NCBI's taxonomy places the organism in Eukaryota, Metazoa, Chordata, Actinopteri, Semionotiformes, Lepisosteidae. The record is from RefSeq and is a predicted model, not a curated record. Gene Ontology annotation, biological process: ubiquitin-dependent protein catabolic process; protein ubiquitination; random inactivation of X chromosome. Gene Ontology annotation, molecular function: ubiquitin protein ligase activity. Gene Ontology annotation, cellular component: nucleoplasm; cytoplasm.